AUGGAUACCCCCGCCUCCCAAGCAGGCCUUUCGCAUUUCCUGCAUGGCGUUUUGUCUGAACUUUACCAGCACCCUUCUCCUCAUGUUCCUGACCCUCCAUCCUGCAAGAAACGGGCCUCUGUCGCCUUGAUUAUCCGUGUUCGUCCGACCUAUAACCACUGGCCCACCUCGUCCUCAAUCGGAGAUCCUUCAUUACCAGUCAAAGACCGACUAGACGAAUUCUUUUCUCAGCCAUGGGUACAAAAUGGAGACCCGGAGGUCCUUUUUAUCAAGCGCGCUGCGCGUGUCGGAGAUCGGUGGACGGGUCAUAUCGCGUUGCCCGGCGGAAAACGAGACCCAGAAGAUACAGAUGAUCAAGCAGCAGCUAUACGAGAAGCUUCGGAGGAAAUUGGGCUGGACUUAACUACUGAUGACUGCAUUCAUGUGGGAAAUCUUCCCGAACGAUGGGUAACGACUAGUUGGGGAUCGGUGCCAUUGAUGGUCCUUUGUCCUUUUAUCUUUCUAACCACUCGAAGUGAUUCUCCGACUUUGAAUUUACAGCCCACCGAGGUCGCAUCAACUCAUUGGAUCCCCUUCAAAGCACUUCUGUCACCAAGCGUCCGCACCGUGGAACAUGUGGAUAUCUCACAACGAUUCACUAAGCAGAGUGGCUUUCUGGCUAGGAUGGCAGUUAGAUCAUUGAUGGGGUUCAUGCAAUUCUCCGCUGUUCGGCUGCUUCCAUCGGAGUCUCAACAAUGUUCCUCAGUUCCUGGAUUCAUCCCAAAUGAGAAAACUCAGCCCUCCUUUCUACAAGGUUUAAAAUCAUGGUGUUUAAGCAACCAAGCAGAAUCCGGUGAAAGGGAUAGACCGCUCCUCCUUUGGGGUCUCACCCUCGGCAUUUUGACCGAUUUCCUGGAUCUAUUUCCCCCCAACGACGCCGUCCAGUUGUGGAAGCCUCCAACUUUUGGCGUACCCGAUCUCCGGCUGAUUGUCAGUGUCUUAACUUACAAUCUACGGAAACACAAUAAAGAGCAAUUGAAAGCGGCUGGCAUUCUUAAGAAUACUAACUUAGACGACAAACUCAAUGCGCUGUCUGCUACCUCGGAUACUGUCACCCACAACCAGGAUCAGGGCGAGGUUGGCAGAACCGAACGAUCAGGGUCCAGUGGCCAAACAACCGAUGGGCAUGCUUAUGCAGUUGGCAUCAUGCUACGAGGUUAUUACGAUCGAUUGCGUGUGGCGAUCUAUUUAUUUCUUGCCUGGCGCAUUGCACUAGGAUCGGCAGCCGGCUUCACUGCUUGGCGCUUCUUUCGGCGACGUUGA
Molecule: messenger RNA, 1302 nt
Organism: Penicillium angulare
Lineage: Eukaryota; Fungi; Ascomycota; Eurotiomycetes; Eurotiales; Aspergillaceae
Product: NUDIX hydrolase
Exons: 2
Coding region: 1-1302 (433 amino acids)
Molecular function (GO): coenzyme A diphosphatase activity
Source: RefSeq, a predicted model, not a curated record